CUGUUAAGAUUUAUGGAAGCUUUUUCUGGUAGUUUUGCGGAAGAACGACAACCUCUAGAUAGGAAGUCAACUUUUCGUGAAGCCACCCGACACGCACAAGAAAGGCUUGUCGUAGAAAACUCUUUUCAAGAACUGAGAAGCAACCUUGCAGCAUUUACUGCAAACAAUGACCUCUUGAGAAAAACCUUGAGAAAUCAGGACUCUCUCUGGAGCUUGCAACGUCUUGAAUCUAUUCAACGUCAAAAUGUCGAUUUAACUCGUUAUAUCUUGUCAGUUUACUUUUCAUUAGCUUCUAGAAUAACAUAUGGACAUGGUUAUAGAGGUUUAACGGCUGCUAAGAAAGAUUUGAACCGUGCGGUUCAAGAUUUUCGAAGUCUUUUGUUAGAACUGGCUACACAGUUGCAAGGCGAAAUCAGUGGAGAACUUGGUUGUACAAGAGAUAAAGACAAAAGGACUAUUUGCAUAGAAGAAGACAAUGACAAGUUGCUCGAUAACCAAAGUCCUAGUGCGAUAUCUUUCGAGGAGUGUAUCGGCAGUUUUCCGCCCCCCGUCGAAACUGCUUCAGAGAAUCGAAGAAAGAUUCUUCUCCAUUUUUCACAAAAUAAUGAGUCAAACUUGGCAACUGUCGAAGAAUUCUUGUUAGAACUCAACAGGAACAAUAUUAGCUUCUUUACUCUAAGAAUGAAAUGGUCUCAGCUAGCGCGUUAUACUCUAUCAACUUGUUUGUUUUUUAUAAUCAUAGUAACUGCAGGGCUAAUAGUUUUUCGCCCACUGUAGUUUGCUCUAUAUGUGAAUUUUUAUU
Molecule: messenger RNA, 802 nt
Organism: Galdieria sulphuraria
Lineage: Eukaryota; Rhodophyta; Bangiophyceae; Galdieriales; Galdieriaceae
Exons: 2
Coding region: 13-777 (254 amino acids)
Source: RefSeq, a predicted model, not a curated record